AGGAUAAGGAAAAGCUUUACUCGUUCACUAUUAAAUGUUAUGUGACUCUUCUGCUGUAAGUAUUUGUACGUUAUGUUAGCUCAAGUGUCACCCGUACUCAUCGUAUGGUUGCCAUGUGAUGAUUUGUCUUAAAGAACAUUUUUAUUCUAACACAUUGUCUCUUAUGGAACUUUCUUAUUGAUCUUCAAACUUACCAGAGAAAUAUAAUGCCCGAGAGCAUUGGUUAUAUAUAAACUACUGUUAAACGGUUUAGAAAAACGAACAUUAUUUUAGGUUUCCGCUACGACGGUAAGCUAAUGUGUAAAACAAAAUCAUUUAUUUUUCGUCAUCACAUAUAAACUGUAGUUACAUAAUGGAUGUUACCGGAGAUCGAUUGCAGUCCUUGUCUCUGAAUACAUUUUCUCAUCCUAUAAAACGUAAUGAAACACAUAAAGAUGAUCAAACUUUUCUUCGUAAUAGUAUUGCAAGAAACACAAUUGUCCGACGGUGUCGAGAAUUGUAUCAAGAGAAGGUCAAGUGGUCUGAAAUGUUUCGUAGACAGUGGAGCACCUGUAGUGAAGGGAUUGACGUGGAUUCUUUACAGCUUUCUACUCCUUACCCCUCGGAAGUGUCUUUCCUGUCGGUCCCAACCAGUCUUGCCGUUAAACAGAACACAAUGAAAGACACAGACUCCAAUUCUACUGGAAAGUUGAAUUCUAACAUUGACGUAACUAUGAAUAAUUUACGACAAGAAAUUGGAAUGCUGAUUGAUUUGGACAACGAUCUUUUCCGGAAAUUGCUAUCCUUGUACGACACAAUUGCUGAAUUAAGGGACCGGCAGCAAGAGGUUGAGGAAGAAACCAGCGAUGACGACGACAUUGAUUGUUGCCCAAGUUUAGAAUCAUUGUCUGAUGCAGACAAUCAAACAACCACAACGUCGCCAUCGUCUACAUUAUCAUCUUCUUCUAGUCAUUGUGAACCGAAAAUUCAUCGUUUUCGACCACUUCAACCCCGUGACAAAAGUAUCGUAGAAUCAUCUCUCCAUCAAGCACCCACUAACAAUAACGAUUAUGCUCGUUAUUGCCCAAGCCAAAAGAUGACGCCACAAUAUACUAGACGUCGAGCGAAGUCUCACCGUAUUCUAUAUUAUCGUGACAACUCAUUUUUGUCCUCUGACUCUGGAAUUUAUGUACAAGAGUCUCAUUCAGAUUCGGACCAUGAAAUAUUUGUAUGAACAAGAAUAGGCUUUUCCAAGUUUUUACAAAACUUGUUAAGUUAGCAAAUGUAAAAAAGCAACAACAAUGAAUUCAAGCUUCUAGUCCUAACUAAAGUUACUCAGAUGCAGUUGUGCAUGGAGUAGUUUUCCGUUUCUAAUUUGGGCUCCCCAGUAGUUCAGCAGUAACGCUGCAAGUUUACGAAGCAGGUGUUGGGCAGAACACAAACAGCCCAUUUGUAGAUUUGCACUUGACAACAAUCCAAUCCUUAUUUUGACUUGUGCAUAAGA
Messenger RNA from Limulus polyphemus (Atlantic horseshoe crab), 1483 nucleotides. RefSeq lists its product as uncharacterized. The record is from RefSeq and is a predicted model, not a curated record. NCBI's taxonomy places the organism in Eukaryota, Metazoa, Arthropoda, Merostomata, Xiphosura, Limulidae. The transcript is spliced from 2 exons. The coding region runs from base 353 to 1213 and encodes 286 amino acids.